Messenger RNA from Cricetulus griseus (Chinese hamster), 2247 nucleotides. Lineage: Eukaryota; Metazoa; Chordata; Mammalia; Rodentia; Cricetidae. The record is from RefSeq and is a predicted model, not a curated record.
AUGAGGUCAGUGUGGGCCUCCCUCCCCCAAAACUGCUGGCUGCUUCUGGCGAUGCUCUUGCUUGAGGCUAUGGGCGAUGACCUAUUUGACCCCGACUGGGGGUUUGACUCAUAUGAAAUCACCGUUCCCAAAGAGCUAAACUUUAGGAAAGGGGAGCGGGAUGUGGACAGUUUUUUGUCGUACCUCUUACAGAUACAGGGCAAGGAGCAUGUUGUUCAUCUGUGGCCCAAGAAGUUUCUGUUGCCAAGACAUCUGCCGGUUUUCUCCUUUUCUCAAGAGGGCAGUCUGAUAGAGGAUUACCCAUACAUACCAAAGGAAUGCAAUUACGUGGGCUCUGUGGAAGGCACUCGGGAAUCUGGAGCUACCCUGAGUACAUGCAUGGGGGGUCUACGCGGCAUCUUGAACAUAAACUCCAGUUAUUACCAAAUCCAGCCCCUCAGGGCCUCUUCUAGUUUUGAACACGUUGUAUAUCUCCUAAGUGAGGAGGAAUUUAGCAACCAGACCUGUGGUGUGGUUGAUGAAGAAACAGAUGGGCAAACCAUCCAGGGAGAGGAAAUGGCUAGGAUAGCUACCUUCCAUAAAUCCUACAGGCACCAAAAGUACUUGGAAUUACUCAUGGUCUUUGAUUCAACUAGAUUUAUGUUUUUAAAGGGCAAUUAUACUGAAGCCAUUAAUGAUGCCAUUCUUCUAGCUUCAAUUAUAGACACCUACUUUCUUGAUGUCAGGAUGAGGGUUGUUUUAAAAGCAAUUGAAAUUUGGUCGAUGGGUGACCAAAUAUAUACUCUCUAUCCCUCUUUAUCUGACGUGUUAGGUCAAUUUGUACUGUACAAAAGAAGAUCAUUGCAUUUUCGGCUUCCCUCAGACUGGGCACAUUUAUAUAUAGGAAGAAAAUUUGAUGAUGCUUUUGCAUGGUCCUGGGGAAGAACAUGUGAAGAAUACCAUGCUGGAUCAAUAAACUCCUUACUAAGUGUAAAUAUUCUUAAACCUGCUACUUGGACUGCUCAUGAAUUGGGCCAUGCUGUGGGAAUGAAUCACGAUACAGAGCACUGUCAAUGCCGAGGUCGGAAGAACUGCGUCAUGGGUCCAGGAUAUACAGGGUUUAGCAAUUGUAGUUAUCAUCAGUAUUUUUUAUUUGUAUCUUAUAAAAUAGCACAUUGUCUAUCUGACAUCCCAGAAAGUAUUUAUUUGGUUCCGAGAUGUGGAAACAAAAUUGUUGAAGGCAAAGAGGAAUGUGACUGUGGUUCUGAAGAGGACUGCAAAAAAGACCUCUGCUGUGGACCCAACUGCAAAUGGAAAGACGGUGUCAACUGUUCCACUGGGCUUUGUUGUCAUAAAUGCAACUUCCUCCCAUCAGGGUAUGUGUGUAGGCAGGAAGAAAAUGAAUGUGACCUUGCGGAGUACUGUGAUGGGACCUCGGGUUCCUGUCCCAAGGAUUCUUACAAGCAGGAUGGAACUCCCUGCAGAUCUGGAGGACUUUGUUACAGUAAGGGAUGCAGAUCCAGGGACAUACAGUGCCAGAACAUUUUUGGACCUACUGCCAAGGAGGGUCCCCCUCAAUGUUACGAUGCAGUUAAUCUGAUAGGAGAUCAGUUUGGUAACUGUGGCAUUGAUCGGGCUCGAUUUAUAAGGUGUAAUAGGGACAAUACAGUCUGUGGCAGGCUCCAGUGUAUAGAUGUUAAAGACAUCCCCAAUUUGCCAGAUCACACUUUUAUAAUAGCCACCUAUCUGAAUAGCGAUAAUCUCAUAUGUUGGGGCACAGGCUAUCAUUAUGCCAUGAUAGCCCAUAAGAUACCUGACAUAGGUAGGAUUAAUGAUGGUUCCUUCUGUAACCCUACAGAAGUGUGUAUGAACAAAACUUGUGUUGAUUCUAGCAUCCUGAAGUAUGACUGUUUGCCUACCAAGUGCAAAGGCCGAGGUGUUUGCAAUAAUAAAAAGAACUGCCACUGCUUGUAUGGCUGGAAACCCCCAUUCUGUGAAAACGUAGGAUUUGGUGGGAGCAUUGACAGUGGACCCGCUGGACCUAGGGCAGAGGAAGAACCCUCAUCAUUUCCAUUUGUGUAUAUUAUGAUAUUGCGUGUUAUUUUAUUCAUCAUCUCAGUGAUCAUUGUGUAUUUUAGGCAAGUGAUUUCACACAAUUUAAAAUCAGCACAAAAUAAAUGCGGUUCUUGUUUGAAAACAAAUCAGUGCAUCUUCCCCCCUAGGGAUUCAUUUUCCUUUCAGUUUGGGAUCAAGCGUUGGGUUACCUGA